AUUUUUGUUUUUUUUGUUUAGAGAAAAAUGUGACCAGAAGAGGCAAGGAUGAUGAUGAUGAUGAUGAUGAUGAUGAUGAUUAGAUAAGCCUAAGCCACGUCAUAGCUUGAUUAUUAUCUUACACAAGUAACAAUUGUUUCAUUUUUUUGUUCAAGUACCAACCACCAAUGUCUUAAAAAAGUGGACAGUUUUCAUUACCUUCAUCCUUUUUUCUAAUGGUGUCUGCAACUGCAACAACCAAGGGAGCAAAAGCAUUGUCGUGUAGGCGAGGAGAGGUAGAACAAAAGUUGAAGUCAUUUGUUGGAAGUGCAAGUUUUUUCAAAAUUGAGGUGAGUGGUUGUCUUAACGUGCAUUCAUAAGCAGCGGGUGAAUAAGGAUCAGACUCUCAAUCAAGACUUGAAGCUAUGAGUACAACUAAGGUCUACAUAGUGUAUUACUCCUUAUAUGGACAUGUGGAGACAAUGGCACGAGAAGUUCAGCGAGGAGCUAAUUCGGUUCAAGGUGUUGAAGCAACAAUUUGGCAGCUUCAAUGGAAUGGAACAGGUCCCCGAGACACUUUCAAACUUGAUAGUGGAAAAGAUGAAGGCCCCUCCUAAAGCAGAUGAUGUACCAGUGAUUCAACCAGAACAACUUUUGGAGGCUGAUGGUUUUAUCUUUGGUUUUCCUUCUCGUUUCGGUGUGAUGGCAGCCCAAUUCAAGGCUUUCUUUGAUGCAACUGGUGAGCUAUGGGCAUCCCAAGCACUUGCUGGAAAACCUGCUGGAAUCUUCUGGAGUACUGGUUUCCAUGGAGGAGGUCAAGAACUUACUGCAUUAACAGCUAUAACACAGUUAGCGCAUCAUGGUAUGCUCUUUGUUCCUCUUGGUUACACAUUUGGCAGUGGCAUGUUCGAGAUGAACGAAGUGAAAGGUGGCUCCUCUUAUGGUGCUGGAACAUACGCGGCAGAUGGAACCCGAGAACCAACAGAGUUAGAACUCCAACAGGCUUUCCACCAGGGCAAGUAUGUUGCCGAAAUAGCGAAAAAGCUCAAAGGUUAGCUGCAUUUGAUAAUGCUGUAGAAAAGUAAUCCAGUUAACUAUGUGCAUAAGAUUUAGCUGCUAAGCACUGAGUCUGUGCACAAGCACUAGAAAACAGCAAGUGUCACAAGGGUUUGUGAAUUCCGCAUUCCAAAAGGAGAGGAUAAUGAUAAUUGUAAUAAUAAUGCAUAUGAAACAAAAACAACAUCAAAUAACUUAAUCAUCUUGAAGAAACUUUUGAGUAUUUCAUCUGAGAAUCUGAAGCAAUGAAGGUAGAGGCUGAUGAUGGUGGACCUCAAGGUGGUCUCUUAUGUCUCCCCCAUGAAGCUUCUUUGUAAAAUUACUUCCAGUUUCCUAAUCAUGUAAACUCAGAACAUGUUCUUACAAUAAUGGAUUACUUUGUAUAUA
Ricinus communis (castor bean) is the source of this 1422-nucleotide messenger RNA. Its product is annotated as probable NAD(P)H dehydrogenase (quinone) FQR1-like 3. The record is from RefSeq and is a predicted model, not a curated record. Gene Ontology annotation, molecular function: NAD(P)H dehydrogenase (quinone) activity; FMN binding. The transcript has 6 exons. Bases 445 to 1035 code for a protein of 196 amino acids. Lineage: Eukaryota; Viridiplantae; Streptophyta; Magnoliopsida; Malpighiales; Euphorbiaceae.